AACCCCAUUAUGUGUUUGGAGCAGGGCCAAGCUUUGUCACUUGCUGUGGCGUCUUGGUCGUGUGCAGCGUCUCGUCGCGUUCCCUCUCGGACGCUGGUCGGAGUAUAAGUAGCACUCGCAGGGUGCAUUCUGUAGCACGAGAGGUAGAACGAGUGCUGUUCGCCACAUCUUGCCUUCGGUAGAAAUCUGAAAUUCUGCUGUCUAAUUCGACGUUGUAACGCAGGGUUCGAGAAGUGUAUUUAACGUGUAUCUCUGCGAGUUUAUGGGUCCCAAGUCAAGUUACCCGAUUGGCAGUCGAUAGUUGAGAUUAACUAAGGAUGUUGGGAAUCUUUGUGUGGCAGCGUCCGAGUUAGCUGCUUCGGUGUGCGGUUGCAGCGGCUCUCGAAUCGCAUUGCGAUCUGUUUGUCUCUAGCACGAUGAAAGCUAUAAAUCCACUGAAGGCAUUACUUUCUGAAUAAGACGGUAGAGUAGAGUGGUGGAGGUCAGCAUCGGCCACGUAGGAGCGGGAAGCAGUAGUACCGCAUUGUUAUUUUCUGUUGUGCCUCGAUUUUGAGCUAUGGCAUAUUUACAGAAGAUUGCGUCUAUUGACGCCCAAAUGAGGCUACUGGUGCCGAAGCGAGUGUCCGACGACGACAAGCUUAUUGAGUACGACGCGCUCUUGCUCGACCGUUUCCUUGACAUCCUCCAAGAUCUGCACGGCAAAGAAAUCAAAGAAGCGGUGCAAAACUGUUAUGAAUUGUCAGGAGCGUUUUGUAAAACCGACGGGAAAGAUGAGGCGAAGCUUCAGCAGCUAUCAUCUUUGCUCAACAAUUUGGACGCUGGUGACUCGAUCGUGGUAGCGAGUUCUUUCUCGCACAUGCUUAACCUUGGAAACUUGGCAGAGGAGGUUCAGAUCGCCUACCGUCGUCCAGGGAGCAGGAAGGGUGACCUUGGUGAUGAGAGCUCCGCAUUGACUGAGUCUGAUUUGGACCAGACAUUCCAGAGGUUGGUGAAGCAGCUCAAGAAAACCCCGGAAGAGAUUUUCGAGGCUCUCAAGGAUCAGACUGUCGAUUUGGUCCUCACAGCACACCCAACCCAAUCCGUCCGUCGUUCUCUCCUUCAGAAGCAUUCACGGAUUCGCGACUGUCUGUCGCAAAUGUAUGGCAAGGACAUCACAGCUGAAGAAAAACAAGAGCUUGACGAGGCUCUGCAAAGAGAGAUUCAAGCAGCGUUCCGCACGGAUGAGAUCCGGCGAUCUCAGCCAACACCUCAAGAUGAAAUGCGUGCCGGCAUGAGCUACUUCCAUGAAACAAUUUGGAACGGAUUGCCCAAAUUCUUGCGAAGAGUAGACACCGCCUUGAAGACCAUUGGUGUGAAGGAGCGUCUCCCACAUAAUGUUCCCCUAAUCCAGUUUUCGUCGUGGAUGGGAGGUGAUCGCGAUGGAAACCCGCGUGUAACCCCCGAUGUGACACGAGAUGUGUGUUUGUUAGCUCGACUCAUGGCCGCGAAUCUCUACUUCGCCCAGAUUGAAGAUCUUAUGUUCGAGCUGUCUAUGUGGCGCUGCAGCGAUGAGCUUAAGCAGAGGGUAGCUACACUGGAAGCACACGCAAAGAAGGAGGCUAAGCAUUACAUAGAGUUCUGGAAACACAUUCCUCCCAAUGAGCCAUUCCGCGUUUUGUUGGGCGACAUGCGUGACAAGCUGUACAACACGCGGGAGCGGAUGCGGCAGCUGUUAGCAAGUGGUAAGAGUGACAUCAAUAUAGAAGAUACCUUCACCGAUGCCUCUCAAAUCCUGGAGCCUUUGGAGUUGUGCCACCGGUCGUUGUGUGAAACGGGAGACAAGCCAAUUGCAGACGGCAGUCUUCUAGACUUCAUGCGUCAGGUAUCUUGCUUCGGGUUGAGCUUGGUAAAGCUGGACAUCCGGCAAGAGUCUGAGCGUCACACUGAUGUGCUGGACACCAUAACGAAUUACCUCGGCAUCGGAUCAUACCGCGACUGGUCUGAAGAGCAGCGUCAGGAAUGGCUUCUGUCUGAGCUUCGCGGGAAGAGGCCCUUAUUUGGAGACGAUUUGCCAACGACAGAGGAAGUGCAGGAUGUACUUGACACGUUCCGCGUCAUAGCUGAGCUGCCAACGGACUCCUUCGGCGCCUACAUCAUCUCGAUGGCCACUUCCCCGUCGGACGUCUUGGCAGUCGAGCUUCUACAGCGCGAGUGCCGUGUCCCAAAACCCCUCCGCGUGGUACCGUUGUUUGAGAAGCUGGCUGAUCUGGAAUCAGCUCCGGCUGCACUCUCACGCCUCUUCUCCAUUGACUGGUACCUCAACCACAUCAAAGGGAAACAAGAGGUCAUGAUUGGAUAUUCCGACUCUGGGAAGGAUGCAGGUCGUCUUUCAGCGGCCUGGGCAAUGUACAAAGCUCAAGAGGAUCUUGUGAAAGUGGCGAAACAGUAUGGGAUCCGGCUCACAAUGUUUCAUGGCCGUGGUGGCACUGUAGGAAGAGGUGGAGGUCCCACUCAUCUUGCUAUCCUUUCCCAACCUCCGGACACAAUCAAUGGCUCUCUGCGCGUAACGAUUCAAGGAGAAGUCAUAGAACAGUCAUUUGGCGAGGAGCAUUUGUGCUUCAGGACAUUGCAGCGUUUUACCGCAGCUACUCUAGAACACGGAAUGCAUCCUCCCAUCGCUCCAAAGCCCGAGUGGCGAAACCUCAUGGAUUCCAUGGCCGUGACUGCCACCGAAGAGUAUCGUUCAAUUGUGUUCCAAAACCCUAGAUUCGUAGAGUAUUUUCGAACGGCCACUCCGGAGCUAGAAUAUGGGCGCAUGAAUAUUGGCAGUCGUCCGUCGAAACGCAAGCCGAGUGGCGGGAUAGAAUCUCUGCGAGCUAUUCCGUGGAUUUUUGCAUGGACGCAGACACGGUUUCAUCUUCCCGUAUGGCUGGGCCUCGGCGCUGCUCUGAGGCAGGCAUUGGAAGCUGAACCAAAUAACAUGACUGUCCUUUCGCGAAUGUAUGACCAGUGGCCUUUCUUCCGAGUGACCAUCGAUUUGGUCGAGAUGGUGUUCGCCAAAGGUGACCCCCGCAUAGCCGAGUUGUACGAUAGUUUGCUUGUAUCUGAGGAGCUCAGACCCUUAGGCGAUGAGCUCCGGGAGAAGUAUGAGGAGACGAAGGCACAUCUGUUGAAGAUAGCAAGACACAAGGAUAUCCUCCAAGGCAACCCUACCUUGAAGCAGCGUCUGAGGCUUCGAGAACCUUAUAUUACUGCGCUCAAUAUCCAACAAGCCUUCACUCUCAAGAAAAUGCGAGACCGAAGCGCAUACUACGCAACCUUGCAGCCUGAGUCUCCGAGACCGACCAAGGCUGCUGCGGAGUUGGUGACCUUGAACCCCACUACUGAGUUUGCGCCCGGGCUAGAGGAUACUCUGAUCCUGACCAUGAAGGGUAUUGCCGCGGGUAUCCAGAACACAGGCUAGAGGUCAAUUCCGCUUCCAAUGAGGGGAGAUAAUUCGACCGCAAUCAAGGACUGCAGGGAAACAAAGUCCACAAGAUGGCUGUUGCAUUUGGUUGCCUCCUGCUGCCUUCAACGUGCGAUCAAUGUUGCUACAAGCGGAUUUUAAUGGUGUGAUGGCUUUGAAAAAGAGAGUUGGUGAGCUGCGGGAGAAUAGUCAAUAGGGAGAGAGCAUUCGGUCAUGGCACAUUUAGACGUUAGGAUCCCCUCUGCCAGGUUUAUUGCAAGUGCUGUGGAGCACUCUGACUAUGUAUCAAUCUACUAACUUCAAUACAAUGCGGAGAUUUUCAUAUU
Physcomitrium patens is the source of this 3771-nucleotide messenger RNA. Its product is annotated as phosphoenolpyruvate carboxylase. Gene Ontology annotation, cellular component: cytosol. Lineage: Eukaryota; Viridiplantae; Streptophyta; Bryopsida; Funariales; Funariaceae. Gene Ontology annotation, molecular function: phosphoenolpyruvate carboxylase activity. The record is from RefSeq and is a predicted model, not a curated record. Gene Ontology annotation, biological process: tricarboxylic acid cycle; carbon fixation.